Molecule: messenger RNA, 4518 nt
Organism: Myripristis murdjan (pinecone soldierfish)
Lineage: Eukaryota; Metazoa; Chordata; Actinopteri; Holocentriformes; Holocentridae
Gene: phf20a
Product: PHD finger protein 20, a
Exons: 17
Coding region: 180-3218 (1012 amino acids)
Biological process (GO): regulation of transcription by RNA polymerase II
Cellular component (GO): nucleus; NSL complex; MLL1 complex
Source: RefSeq, a predicted model, not a curated record
GUGGCGCCACACUGCCCGCGCCGGUGGUAAAUGCAACGGAGAGAAAUUCAACUGCGUGAUCUGGACCAGACAGACGGAGGCGGCGGUACCUGCACUGGAGGGGAUUAUUUCGCACAUUUUACACCUCACCGGACAAAGAGAGACUGGAGGGGAAGGAGGGGAGCCUGGAUGUGGGCAGUAUGAGUAAGACGCCCCCUAAUAGAAGAGGGAUAACAUUUGAGGUGGGAGCUCAGCUCGAGGCCAGAGACAGCCUCAAAAACUGGUAUGCUGCUAACAUAGAGAAGAUUGACUAUGAUGAUGAGAAAGUCCUCAUCCACUACCGCCAGUGGAGCCACCGCUAUGAUGAAUGGUUUGACUGGACCAGUCCCUACCUGAGACCCGUGGAACGAAUUCAGCUAAGACGACAGGGACUGCCGGAGGACACUCCCGUGCCUGGUUUUCAUGUCAAUGAUAAGGUCCUGGCCAGCUGGUCUGACUGCCGUUUCUACCCAGCAAAGGUUCUUUCAGUCAAUAAAGAUGCAUCCUACACCGUGAAGUUCUAUGAUGGUGUCAUCCAGACAGUGAAGGAGAUUCACGUAAAGCCUUUUGUUAAAGAGAAAGGUAGUAAGUGUCGGUCCAGCGACAGGACCAUGGUAAGGAAGGUCCCCAAUGGCAGAGACCGGAGGCCUCAGGAGAACGGAGGCCCCAAGAGCAAGCGAGCCAGACGCAGCACGUCCGACCAGGAGGACGAGAGCAACAGCGAGGAUGAGGAUGAUGAGACGUGGGAAGCAGGAACAGCCAGCGAGAAGAACAAGAAAAAAGAUGGUGAGAUGGAGGGCGCUAAAGAUGGAACACCCACCAUCAAACGGGAAGAGGACGUGUCACAGCAUGCGUGCCAGAACAAGCCCAGGGAUGGGGAGAAGGAGACAGGACUCACAAACGGAGUGAAGGAGGAGGAAGAGCAGCAAAAGGAGGAAAACUGUCACUUAAACGGCGAAAUAAAGAAGGAGGAGGUGGAAACAGAACUGAAUGGAACUAAGCCAUACACAGAGGUGCCCAAGCCAUACAUGGAAUUGCCCAAUCAGACAUCAGCACAGACAGAACAAGUGUCUGUCACUAUGACAACCACAGAAUCCAAUGCUGAUGUGGAGCAGAAGCCAAGCAACCAAUCGGAAGGCUCUAAACCUGCAGGGGAGGUGCCACCUGUCCAGCCGGUUAAACCAGUGAGAAAGCAAGGCUUCCACAACCCCAACAGAUUCAGCAGAGAACCAUUAUACCGGGUCAUCAAAAACCAGCCUCCUCCAGUUCUGUCCAUAAACCUCGACCACAACCCUUUUAAGUGCAGCGCUCCCGGCUGCACCAAGUCGUUCCGCAAGGCCAAGCUGCUGCACUACCAUAUGAAAUAUUACCACGGGGAGGACCAGGCUUUGGAAGGAGACCACAGUCCCACCAGGAACAUCCAGACCAGGGCUUCAGAGAAGCAGGCUGCCACCACUGCUGUGGAGGGCCACAAGAGGAGGCGCACCAUCUCUGCCUCGAUGCACCAUGGUGUAUCUGCCCCGGCCUCACGCACUGAAGUGAAGACUGCAGGCAGACGCACAUCAGCCCCUCCUGCUGUCAAUACCCAGGGCCAGCAGCAGAGGGCACUGCUGAGAGAGAAGAGCAAGGAGAACCAGCUGGACAGGAACGGCUGCCAACAGCAGGAGAGAGACACAGACAAGAGUGGCUUUGACAUUGGGUCGGUGAAAGACAGACUGAAAGAGAAACCGAAGCAGAAAGACUUCCUCCGCAUUAAACUAAAGAAGAAGAAAAAGAAAAAGAAGGCCAAGUCUGACUACACAGGUAGUGAGGAGAAUAUUGACAUCUCAGUAUUGGGUCUUCAGUCCAAAUUGAAUUUGCCACUCAAAUUCCCCCUCUCACACAAUCACAAGCCUGAGGCCUACCCCAGCAGGCCCGGAUACAGCCACUCAGAGCAGAUACAUGUUGAUGAUGAGGAUAGCAUCAGUGAUUGGUCCACUGACAGUUGUGGGUGGAGCGACGAUGACUUUGGGGUGGAUUUGGAUGUCACCACGCCGCCCCUGAGCGUGGACUCUGCUGCCCUCGAUACAAGCGAUCAGGAGAUUGUACGAUGUAUCUGUGAGGUGGAGGAGGAGAAUGACUUCAUGAUCCAGUGUGAGGAGUGUUUGUGCUGGCAGCAUGGCACCUGCAUGGGCCUCUUAGAGGAUAACGUGCCAGACAGAUACGCCUGCUACAUCUGCAGAGACCCACCAGGUCAGAGGCAGAGUCUGCGCUACUGGUACGACCGUGAGUGGCUGAGCAACGGCCACAUGUACGGCCUCUCCUUUCUGGAGGAGAACUACUCUCACCAAAACGCCAAGAAGAUCGCCACCACCCACCAGCUGCUGGGGGACGUACACCAUGUGGUGGAGGUGCUCAAUGGACUGCAGCUAAAGAUGAGCGUCUUACAGAGUAAGACCCACCCUGACCUGCGGCUGUGGUGCCAGCCCUGGAAGCAGACGGAGCGGCCCCGGAAGAGCUUCGACUCAUGUCCGGGCACUGACGCGGCCCCGUCCCCGGCAGCACCCGAUGAAGAAAUGAGUCGAGGCGAAAUACUGAUGUCCAAUGCUUUGGAGAAGUUGAGCCGUGCGGCUGCCACUUCGACCUCCUCUUCGUCCUGCUCCUCCUCCUCCUCGCCCUACCUGUCCUUCCAAGACUCAUACAUAAGCAGCGAGCACUGCUACCAGAAGCCGCGGGCGUACUACCCUGCGGUGGAGCAGAAGCUGGUGGUGGAGACCCGGCAGAGCUCGGAGCUGGAGGACAGCAUGAGGAGCACCGAGGACCUGCUGGAGAGGGAGCAGCGCUACGGGGGCCUGCUGGAGACAGACAAGCCCAAAAUCCUCAGUACCACAAACAAGGCUUCAAAUGCUGGCCGAUGGUUCCAGACUGAGGUGAAGGAAGAGGGAGGGGGGAGUCCGGGAGGCACGACAGACGACAGCAGGCAGCAUCAGCAGUGGCAGAUCAACCUGCUGGACCACAUAGACGCAGUGCAGGACGAAGUCUCACACAGGAUGGACUUCAUUGAAAGGGAGUUGGACGUGUUGGAGAGCUGGCUGGACUACACAGGGGAGCUGGAGCCCCCUGAACCGCUGGCCCGUCUCCCUCAGCUCAAGCACCGUAUGAAACAGCUGCUCACAGAACUGGGCAAAGUGCAGCAGAUCGCCCUUUACAGCUCCACAUGAGGGCGCCAGUGAGCAGCUCUGGCCUCGGUCACCACACAGCAUGUAGAGACAAUGCAGAGAACGACACUCGGUGGUCUCUGGUUGGAAUGAUGUCAGUCGAAAAUGCAACGGACAGACUCAGAUUGUUCGGCGCUUUCUCUUGUGGGGGGAAAAAAGAAAGAUGAGCUGCUGUUUCUCCUUUUCUGAAAGGUUCUGUGUGGUGGAAUCCAAUGCUACAGCCAGUGAUCAUAUAACUAAAUAUUUAUAUGAACAUGUAUGGAAAGUUAGCAUCAUGAAUCAGGAUUAUACACAAAAAGUAACCUCUUAAGUGCAGGAGAAAAUCCAUAGGGCCAGGUUAACACUUUAAUGGUUCCCAUGCAACUCCAAACCAUAUGAAUGCCUUUUGUCUAAGCUACUGUUCAAGGUUGCCCUGUUUCUCUCAGUACACAGUGCUUUACAUGCAAAAGCUUUAUAUUCAAAGGUCUCAAUUGAGCUUCUGGUCCAGAUAACCCUCAUGGCCUCUUUGCAAUCAUUUUUGAAUCCAUUGUUAAAAAGGAUUUUUUUUUUUUUUUUUCAAACAAUGUUGCAUAGUUCAGUUUUGAUUGCUGUCAUGCCAUCUUUAAUAGCCUAUGUUUUGCUUUAAAUGUGGACAGAAGGUAACUUGAAGACAUCCAGUAUAUAAUGGCACUGUACACGCUGUCUCUCCACUAAUAUUUCACAUCUUUGGCCCAAAAAAGGGUCAGUUUUAUACUACACUGUGAAGUUAUUUUUGCCUGGAAUCAAAGGCAUCUUAUUUUCAGCUGUAGUCUGAAAAGAUCUUGGUUUUCAUGUUCUGUUUUUUUAACUGUUAUAAUUGUUUUGGCUCCUUUCUAAGAAAGUCCUCAUUGAUGUACCUAUUAUAUCAGUUAAUCUUUAAGUGUUUGUCAUUUAAAGUAUCCCUUACUUCCAUUUACUCUUGCAUCGUUGUUGCUGUAGCACUUGACAUAUGACUCGCAGAAAACUGUAUGUGGACUUGUCUCCUCUAAACUUAGCAUCUUGUGCUUUGUCAGUGACAGAUACUACUCAGCUGACCUGUAUAUUUCUUUCCCUUCUUGAUUCUGUUUCACCUCUUUAUUUGAAGUAUUUUCUAUUCUUUGUAAAUACGUCAUUCAACAAAUGUGCUCUUCCUGGGAUCUUUGUAUUGAAAACAUUCUCCAAAAAAAGGAUAAUAUUGUAUGCUACUGUACUGUAAGUGUCAGGCUUAGAAGCAGGGGAGAUGUCAAAAACAAUGCAAACAGAUUUGCUGGUACAUAAAUAAAGUAUCAUUGUUAUUAAUAGCCUA